Molecule: messenger RNA, 1656 nt
Organism: Sclerotinia borealis F-4128
Lineage: Eukaryota; Fungi; Ascomycota; Leotiomycetes; Helotiales; Sclerotiniaceae
Source: the annotation of a GenBank genome assembly
AUGACGUCCAUCGGGGAAUCACAACAACCAGACAGAAAUCAUUCAGAGAUAGAGGUAUCUGAUACCAAGAUACUAGAGGACAACGAUGAUUCUUCGAUCAUAAAACAAUAUGAGGAUGGCGUCUUGUGGUGCUCGUGGCCAAGCGGUAAAGGCCCUUACUACCCAAACUCUUCUUCGAUAUACCAUGGUAGACUUCGUCACGAGUAUCUGAAACAGAAGGAUAUGGAAAGGACCCAAAAGUAUUAUCCUGAUGUUAGUGCUGAGCUUGCUCUACAGAGAUACGUUUGUCAGUUUUGGAUAGAGGGAACCGAAUUCGUCAAAGAUGGAAAGAUCUAUAUCAUUGGCGCUGAUAUCAAGGUGUCUCGCGAUAAGUCCAAGUGCGCUGCUACACAUUACGAAGAGGCUGUUGAUGAUAAUGAUUGCACAUACAUUGUGACUCAGCCUUUAGCCUAUCCAAGCCGUCGUCUUCGGAUGGAUAUUGUCGACCAAACAACCUCUAAGAUGAAAGAGAUCCGUCAAAGUUUGGGGAUUCACCCUAGCGAGAACUUGUGGAAUGUACCAAAAUCUCAUCGCUGCCACAUUUCCAAAUUCCCACAAGAAAUUCUCGAUCUAAUCUUUGAAAACAUGCUAUUGGUAGUCUCAGGCGUGGCUGUGGAUCCACAGGUACUCACCACAAAUCUAAACUGGGCGGGGCCAUAUCUACCAGGAUACUACGGAAUGGCAUCAUACACGGAGUCUACAUACCACACUUGGGCUGUGGACAUCAUAGACAAGUAUCAACCACUUUAUUCCCCUGAUUCGGUUUACGAAAGCUGGCGAGGAUCAGCAAUGGUCAAAAAUAAGAAGAUAUACCACAUGGGAAGAGAAAUCACACAAUUGAAUAGAAUCACGCGUCGAGCGAUCGACGCUACUUUCCUCCGGACAUGCAAGCAAUACUUGAAAUCUGGAUCUGAAAUUCUUUAUGGGAAAAAUACAUUCAUAUUCAACGUGUUUCCUCUCUCAGGAACGGAAUUAUUGCCAUGUUGGAUUGAAGGAGAGAUGCACAUGCCUGACUGGGAAAGGCCGGAACUUAGCCAGUUAUAUGAUUGGCCCCAAGCAAUUCAUUACGUCAUGGAUCAGAUUCGAGAGGGUGUUCCACUCAAGCAACUGGCGGGCUGGGUAUAUCACAAUCCAUUCCUUCGUUUUCUCUACGUUAUUCGUCCACGCAAUGCGGCUUUGAUCAAGACUCUAUACUUCUUUUUCACAGUUAAAAUGCACGACUGCGCUUUGGAAUUGGAUGAUGAAGGUAUAUGCAAGGAUUGCCCAAUGGACCCUUUUCCCGAAAUGUGCAUGUACAUCCAAUUUAUCAACGAAUUGCGUCCAGGGGUGGAAAAAGUUAUAUUGGAUAUGGAUGCUGAAAUUUGCCGAAAUGCAGACGGUGAGACUGACUGGCUCUCGAAGGAGAAAGAAUUUGAAGAAGCGACGACUCCGUUCUUGAGGGAUCAGAUUAGAGAGCUUAAAUACGUCAAAUCAUUGGUUCUUCGUUCUAGUGAUACCGGUCAAGCUUAUGACGACGAACCUGGGGAUAGCUACAAAUAUCUGGAUUAUCCAGUCGCUAAAGAGACAAUUCAAUGGUUUGAAGACAGAGCAAGAAGUUGGGCGAAGGAGGAGAACUAG